Messenger RNA from Cuscuta europaea, 1480 nucleotides. NCBI's taxonomy places the organism in Eukaryota, Viridiplantae, Streptophyta, Magnoliopsida, Solanales, Convolvulaceae. The record is from the annotation of a GenBank genome assembly.
GGAUUUUGGUUAUAGUUUUCCGUGCGAUGGCCCAGGCCGAGGCGGUACUUGUGAUAUUUCGGCAUGGGAUGCAUUUUAUUUGGCAGUUUUUUGGAUGUUAAAUACUAUUGGUUGGGUUACUUUUUAUUGGCAUUGGAAACACAUAAACCUUAUGGCAGGGUAAUGUUUCACAGUUUAAUGAAUCUUCCACUUAUUUGAUGGGCUGGUUAAGAGAUUAUUUAUGGUUAAAUUCUUCACAACUUAUCAACGGAUAUAAUCCUUUUGGUAUGAAUAGUUUAUCUGUCUGGGCAUGGAUGUUCUUAUUUGGACAUCUUAUUUGGGCUACUGGAUUUAUGUUCUUAAUUUCUUGGCGAGGCUAUUGGCAGGAAUUAAUUGAAACUUUAGCAUGGGCUCACGAACGUACACCUUUGGCAAAUUUGAUUAGAUGGAGAGAUAAACCGGUGGCUCUUUCUAUUGUGCAAGCAAGAUUAGUCGGAUUAGCCCACUUUUCUGUAGGUUAUAUAUUGACUUAUGCUGCGUUCUUAAUUGCCUCUACAUCGGGUAAAUUUGGUUAAAUUGCCUGUGUUUUGUAUCCUUGAAAAUAUCAUUUUUUUUUUUUAUGUAAGGGGUUUUUAUUUCUACAUCUAGGAUUACACUUAUAUACUUAUAUUAUGUAUACGAUACUAAUAGGAACUUAAUAUUUAUGGCACGAAAAAGUUUGAUUCAGCGAGAUCAAAAAAGGAAAAAAUUGGAACGAAAAUAUUAUUUGAUUCGUCAAGCCUUAAAAAAAGAAAUACGCGAAGUUCCUUUGUUAAGUGACAAAUGGAAAAUUUAUGAGAAAUUACAAUCCCCACCGCGGAAUAGUGCACCUACGCGCCUUCGUCGACGUUGUUUUUUGACCGGAAGGCCAAGAGGUAACUAUCGAGACUUUUGGAUUAUCCGGACACAUACUUCGUGAAAUGGUUCAAGCAUGUCUGUUGCCAGGAACAAGAAGAUCGAGUUGGUAAAGAUAAACACUUGCUUUCUAGGAUAAAUGGUACUCGGGGCCCCUUUACUUUUCUGUAUAAAUAGGUUAUUCUUUUUAUAAAGUAUAGGGAGGGGUCCAGUCAAUCUGUGUUUUUCUAUUUAUAUUUAUAUAUUCAUUUUAAAAAUUUGAAGUCUUUAUGCUAAAGCUUCAGGGCGGAGUAGAGCAGUCUGGUAGCUCGCAAGGCUCAUAACCUUGAGGUCACGGGUUCAAAUCCUGUCUUCGCAACAUCGUCUUUUGCCAAAAAAUUUCUGGAUUGCCUUCAUUAACUCAUUUUAAAUAACACACCCUUUACUAGCACGAACAAUUCAAUUCUUUUUUUCUUUUCAAAUACAAAACAGAUAAAAAAGGUAAUAAAUAGUAAUAAUGGAUUAAAUUCCUCUUUCAUUUGGAUAUUUUGCGGAUAGCGGGAAUCGAACCCGCAUCUUCUCCUUGGCAAAGAGAAAUUUUACCAUUCAACCAUAUCCACGGUUUUUC